GUCUCGUCGUCUUCCCUCUUUCGGAUUUGCUUUGGAGACUCCUCCCGUUUUCUGUCUCUCUAGCGGGAUCUCUACGUCAACCGUUGCAUCCUUCGGAAAUGUUUACUCUCUGAAAUUCUGACCGCUUCUUCAAGCAAAACAUACCCCGGCCGACUGUUUGUUCCCUGCCAAAGCAAUCCCUCCAUCUUCCAUCUUUCGGCGGCGCUCCAAGAACCCCGACAGAGGCUGAGGCCGUACCAUCUGCAAGAAACACAACAAGACUCGAUCCAUCCUCGUAUCCGCAAGCCCGAUCAUCGGCCAGGAUGGAGCAGCUCCGGCAGCUUGGCGAGGUGGUGGGCAGCAUCAACGCGCUCAUGGCGUUCGAGCCCGAACUCCGCAUCAACCCUCGCCAGUGCCGCCUUCUCGCCGAAACCUGCGCGCACGCGCUGGACGCCGUCACCAGCAAUGUCCGCGCGCACCUUCGCUUCGACGAGCGCGGCACCAAGUGGCGCGGCCUGGAGUCGCCGCUCCGCGAGCUCCACCGCGCGCUCCGCGACGCCGAUGGCUACGUCCGGCAGUGCCUCGACCCGCGCGGCAGCUGGUGGGCCCGCGCGGCGGCCAUGGCGCACGGCACGGAGUGCGUCGAGCACCACCUCCACAACAUCCUAUGGUGCGUAUCCGUCGCCAUCGAUGCCAUCGAGGCCGCCGGGGAGAUCGCCGGCUCCGAGCCUGACGACCAGGCGCGCACGCGGCUUCUGCUCGCCAACAAGUACGACAGGGACAUGCUCGAGCCAAAUCUGUUCCAGCUCGCGCUCGGCAAGGUAUACCUGGUGUCCCGAGAACUGGUCGUUCGGAUGGACGCGGCGUGGAAGGAGGACAGGUGGGCGCUGUCGCAACUGCUCGACGAAAUGACGGGCCCGUCGGCACCGAAGCGCCUGACCAAGAACGAGCACCGCCUCGCCGAGGUCCUCGCCGCGCCGAGGGGGAGGCUGCACCCGGCGUCCGUUCUGCUUGGAGGCGACUACAGCGUCCGCAGGAGGCUAGGCGGCCGCCUCAAGGAGGUACAAUGGAUGGGUGAAAGCUUCGCGAUGAAGCAUUUCAUCGGGGACGGCGAGGCCGUCGGCGCCGAGAUCGAGAUCCUGGCCUCGGUGGCGCACCCGAACGUCGCGCAUGCCAUCUACUGCUUCCACGACGAGGAGAGGAAGGAGCACUUUGUCGUCAUGGACCAGCUCAUGGCCAAGGACCUGGGGAGCUACGUUAAGGAGGUGAGCUGCCCGCGGCGGCGGACACCGUUCCCUGUCAUCGUCGCCAUCGACAUCAUGCUGCAGAUCGCGCGCGGGAUGGACUACCUGCAUGCCAAGGGAAUAUAUCACGGCGAGCUGAACCCCUCCAAUGUGCUCGUGAAGCCGCGGCAGCCCGAGGGCGGCUACGUGCAGGUCAAGGUCACCGGGUUCGGGCAGUCCGGCAACGCAAUGGGCGCCAAUGUCAACGGCGACGACAACGCCUGCAUCUGGUACGCACCUGAGGUGCUCAAGCCGGAGGUCGCGGAUGCAGGGUCUAGGGGCACCGAGAAGGCCGACGUGUACAGCUUCGCCAUGAUCUGCUUCGAGCUGCUGACCGGCAAGGUCCCGUUCGAGGACAACCACCUGCAGGGCGACAAGACAAGCAAGAACAUCCGCGCCGGCGAGCGGCCGCUGUUCCCGUUCCAGACGCCCAAGUACCUGACCGCCCUGACCAAGCGGUGCUGGCACGCCGACCCGGAGCAGCGGCCGGGGUUCUCCUCGGUCAGCCGCGUCCUCCGGUACGUGAAGCGGUUCCUGGUGAUGAACCCGGAGCAGCAGCAGCAGCAGGCUGGGCAGGGCGACGCGCCGAUUGCGCCACCCGUGGACUACCUCGACGUGGAGAUGCAGCUGCUGAGGAAGCUCCCGGCGUGGCAGCGAGGUGAGGGCGGCCGCGUCUCGGACGUGCCGUUCCAGAUGUUCGCGUACAAGGUGCUGGAGAGGGAGAAGACCGCAGGCGUGGUGCAGGCCAGGGACAAGGCCUCCGACUCGGGCAGCGAAGGGAACUCGCUGUACGGCGAUGAGAACGGCGUCGGGGCAAUGUCGCCGGACCACCCUUCCUCGGCGUCGAACGGCACCAUGCGGCCGAUGACAGACAGCAGCGAUGGCAAGAAGCCGCCGUCGGCCAAGAAAGCGGACGGCAAGGCGCCCAGGCAACCAGUUGCAGGGCAUCCGCAGAAGGUGAGGCCGGGCAACGCAGCAAGGACUCCGCAGGCACCAAGACGGGCGCUCGGAGUGAAGACCGACGGCGUCUCGUAGUUCCUGCGGAGCACAUUGGAAGGCAACUCGUCGUGCUUUAGAGGAGUUGGAAUGCCGGGCGCCGGAGAGUGUAGUGUGCCUUUGAUCUGCUAGUCGUUUCUUGUGUGGCAUACAAGUCUUGGUUUUGUUAGUUAUUAUUAUCGCAUAGUUAUUCGUUUAAUUGGUACGGUAGAAAAGAGCUGGUCCAAAGUAGUCGAUACUUGUUUCAGUCACAUGUCUGCAGUCUAAGUGAGAAGCUAUUUUCGAGA
Molecule: messenger RNA, 2545 nt
Organism: Hordeum vulgare subsp. vulgare (domesticated barley)
Lineage: Eukaryota; Viridiplantae; Streptophyta; Magnoliopsida; Poales; Poaceae
Exons: 3
Coding region: 303-2297 (664 amino acids)
Biological process (GO): protein phosphorylation
Molecular function (GO): protein kinase activity; ATP binding
Source: RefSeq, a predicted model, not a curated record